This is a messenger RNA of Enterobius vermicularis (human pinworm), 288 nucleotides long. Lineage: Eukaryota; Metazoa; Nematoda; Chromadorea; Rhabditida; Oxyuridae. The record is from the annotation of a GenBank genome assembly.
AUGAAUGCUGCGCCUCCAUAUCAGUUUGAUUAUUUUUUAUUCACGCAAAUUUAUCCAACAGCUGUAUGCUAUAUGGAUAACAGUAGGAUACCAGGAAAAUGUAAAGUUCCUAAAGCAGCAUCAUCCUGGACGAUUCAUGGCUUAUGGCCAGCAUUAACUAAUAAUUCGAAAUAUGGGUUUUGUAAAGGUGAAAAGUUUAAUCUUUCAACUUUGACGACAAUUGUGAGCAGUUUAGAAAGGAAUUGGCCAAAUGUGUAUCCGGAGAAAUCGGAAUCUUCGCUUUGGUAG